Capronia coronata CBS 617.96 is the source of this 1620-nucleotide messenger RNA. RefSeq names its product myo-inositol-1-phosphate synthase. Gene Ontology annotation, biological process: inositol biosynthetic process; phospholipid biosynthetic process. The coding region runs from base 1 to 1620 and encodes 539 amino acids. The record is from RefSeq and is a predicted model, not a curated record. The transcript has 2 exons. Gene Ontology annotation, cellular component: cytoplasm. Gene Ontology annotation, molecular function: inositol-3-phosphate synthase activity. NCBI's taxonomy places the organism in Eukaryota, Fungi, Ascomycota, Eurotiomycetes, Chaetothyriales, Herpotrichiellaceae.
AUGGCACCUCACGCGGAAAUCGGCAACGGCAACAGCAACGGUACCAUGAACGGGUAUAGCGCGCAUGGGUCGACUCAAUCCCACCAGGAUCUUCUCACAGUCAACUCUCCCAAUGUGGCCUAUACCGAUGACCACAUCAAGUCUAGAUACGUCUAUCGCACCACGGAGGUCACCAAAACCGCCAAUGGCAAAUUCACGGCCUCUCCCAAGGAGACGGUCUAUGAUUUCAAGGUUGAUCGCAAGGUCCCCAAGGUCGGUAUGAUGUUGGUGGGCUGGGGUGGUAACAAUGGUUCCACCGUUACCGCGGGCAUCAUUGCCAAUCGACGUGGGCUUGUCUGGGACACUCGUGAAGGCCCUCGUGCUGCCAACUAUUACGGCUCUGUGGUGAUGGGUUCGACCAUCAAGCUGGGCACCGAAGCCAAAACUGGCGAGGAAAUCAACAUUCCUUUCCAUGAUGUUUUGCCCAUGGUCCACCCCAACGACAUUGUCAUUGGUGGAUGGGACAUCAGUGGCAUGAACAUUGCGGCUGCCAUGGAUCGUGCCCAGGUUCUGGAACCGACUCUGAAGGCUCAGGUCUACAAGGAGAUGGCACUCAUGAAGCCUCUACCGAGUAUCUACUACCCCGAUUUCAUUGCCGCCAAUCAAGAAGAUCGUGCGGACAAUGUCCUUCCGGGUAAAAAGGCGAGCAUGGCUCAUGUUGAGCAGCUGAGAAAGGACAUUAGGACUUUCAAAGAGCAGAACAGCCUUGACCGGGUCAUUGUUCUUUGGACCGCCAACACCGAGCGCUAUGCCGACAUCAUUCCCGGUGUCAACGACACGGCCGAGAACUUGUUGAAGGCCAUUGAACAGGGCCAUGAGGAGGUCUCGCCCUCUACGGUCUUUGCCGUGGCCUGCGUUCUGGAGAACGCACCGUUCAUCAACGGUUCUCCUCAGAACACCUUUGUUCCGGGCGCGAUCGACCUUGCCGAGAAGCACGGGUCGUUCAUCGGUGGCGACGAUUUCAAGUCCGGCCAGACCAAGAUGAAGUCUGCCCUGGUGGAUUUCUUGAUCAACGCCGGCAUCAAGUUGACUUCCAUUGCAAGCUACAACCAUCUCGGCAACAACGAUGGCAAGAACUUGAGCUCGCAGCGACAAUUCCGCUCCAAGGAGAUCUCCAAGUCCAACGUGGUCGAUGACAUGGUCGCGGCCAAUACGGUCUUGUACGAGAAAGACGAGCAUCCAGACCACACCGUCGUCAUCAAGUACAUGCCUGCCGUCGGGGACAACAAGCGGGCGUUGGAUGAAUACUACGCCGAGAUCUUUAUGGGCGGCCACCAGACCAUCAGCAUCUUCAAUGUCUGCGAGGACUCGUUGCUCGCGUCGCCGCUGAUCAUUGAUUUGGUCCUCGUCGCCGAGAUGAUGACUCGUAUUCAGUGGAAGACCGAGUCUGCCGCCGAGUACAAGGGGUUCCACAGUGUUCUCAGUAUCCUCAGCUACAUGUUGAAGGCACCGCUCACCCCUCCUGGCACUCCGGUCAUCAACUCGCUGGCGAAGCAACGCGCCGCCCUGACCAACAUCUUCCGCGCCUGUAUCGGUCUCCAGCCCGAGUCUGACAUGACUCUCGAGCACAAGUUGUUCUGA